This is a messenger RNA of Symbiodinium sp. CCMP2456, 1058 nucleotides long. The record is from the annotation of a GenBank genome assembly. NCBI's taxonomy places the organism in Eukaryota, Dinophyceae, Suessiales, Symbiodiniaceae.
AUGUCGUUUGUGAAGCUACCCUUUUUACUGCUCUGCCUCAUCCCACUGCUUAUCACCGUGUCCGGGAUUUCCGCAGAAGAUACUUCUUUCGAUCCCUCUCGUCUGGAAGUCACAACGCUCGCAACGCAAUUGAAGCAGCCCAUGGAGCUGGCCGUUGCCCCAGAUGGCAGAGUCUUUUACAUCGAGAUUAAAGGGCAACUAAAAGUCUAUAACCCCGCAACGCGGCAGACAGAAACCGUUGGUGAAAUCGAAGUCACAACGGCCCAGGAAAAUGGCCUGAUUGGCUUGGCUCUCGAUCCAAAGUUUCAGGAGAACCGCUGGAUCUAUCUGCAAUACUCUCCUCCUAAUUUCUCAGGCCAGCAUGUCAGCCGGUUUACUCUCGUCGAUGGCAAGCUCGAAAUGGAAAGUGAGAAAGUACUUCUAAAGUUCGAAGAGCAACGUUUGCAAUGUUGUCAUCACGCCGGAUCUCUUGAGUUCGGCCCGGACGGAUGUCUGUUCAUCGGCACCGGCGACAACACGCAUCCGCAUGGCGAUUCUCACGGAUACGCUCCGAUCGAUGAGCGGCAAGACAAGUUUCCUUGGGACGCUCAAAAAUCAUCCAGCAAUACGAAGAGUUACAACGGCAAAAUUCUUCGGAUCCGUCCGCUUGCCGAUGGCACGUACGAAAUCCCCGAUGGCAAUCUUUUUCCCAAGGAUGGAUCGAUCGGACAUCCCGAGAUUUACGUCAUGGGAUGUCGCAAUCCGUGGCGAAUUAAUGUCGACCAAAAGACCGGCUACUUGUACUGGGGAGAAGUUGGCCCCGAUGCUGGGAACGAUGGUGCCCGCGGCCCGCGCGGUUACGAUGAAGUGAAUCAAGCCAAGAAAGCUGGCAACUUUGGUUGGCCAUAUUUCAUUGCCGAUAAUCAAGCGUAUCACGACGUCGACUUUACCAGCGAAAAGGUAGGCUCAAAGUUCGAUCCUGCCCGACCGAUCAACGAUUCCCCCAAUAAUACCGGCGCCCGUGAACUUCCUCCGGCGACGGAAGCUUUCAUUUAUUAUCCCGGUGCCUCCUUCGAUAA